AUGUCUCAACACCGAAAACUGAAGCUGCGACGUCUGAUGACUGUCGCCGCUCUGGUCUACGCUCUGAUCCAAAUAUACCUGAUGAGAGACCGGCUCCAGACGCUCUCCCUCCCCCAUCCGACGCAUUCGCCGACUCCGCGUCGGGUGGCCAAGGUCUCCAUGGUGUACGGGACUCCGAACCGCAUGCACGAGGGCGCCUUGCGGAGCCACGAGCGGCACGCAGCGCGAUGGGGGUAUCCGGUGCAUGUUUUACGGCACGAGGCCGGCGCCGGCUUCUGGACGAAGCAGACAUAUCUGCUGGCCACGAUUGUCAGGGAACUAGCAAAGCCGGCGGGCGAACGCGUAGAGUGGAUCAUGUGCGUGGAGGCAGACUCCGUCGUCCUGAACCCAGAAAUCCCCGUCGAGAUAUUCCUCCCGCCGCGCGACAUGGCCGACAUCCAUGUCGUGGCGACACGAGACUGGGACGGCCUCACCGCGGGCGUCUUCUUCGUCCAUGUGCACCCCUGGUCGGUCACCAUGUUCAGAGAGGCCGUCGGCUACCCGCAGUACAACCAAGGUGCAGACCCGGGGUAUGAUGCUGACCAAGAGGCCAUUGCGCGCCUGUUCGCCAUGACAACCGGGGGGCCGGACGGUACGGGAUAUGCAGAUGGAGUCGUCUACAUACCUCGGCCUUUUCUCAACGCUCACGAACUUGGAGGCGGCUCGGAGACCGACAAGGGCUGCUUUCUCGUGCACUUCCCGGGCACUGAGGAUCUACGCUGGCCACUCAUGGCCAGAUAUCUCCGCACUGUCGAGACGACACCGAGCGAGUGGGAGAUGCCCCUUGCGGAGACGGCGUACGCCAAGAAGACCAACCUCUUCUGGAGUCAGGUGAGAGAAGCAAGGGCCGCUCUUGGAAGAAGUGACAGAAUCCGCCCGUCUCUGGAUGACAUGACGACGGGGACGGCGCAAGAUGUCAACGACGAGAAGAAGGCGUCGGAGCUGUUGAAGGAUACGCUGCGCGAGCAAGCAGACGACGUGCAGUUGAUGCGGGAAAGGCUAGACGCCUUGCACAGGCUGAGGACCGUUCUUGGCUGGGAAAGCGAGUGA
This is a messenger RNA of Metarhizium album ARSEF 1941, 1089 nucleotides long. RefSeq lists its product as uncharacterized. The transcript has 2 exons. NCBI's taxonomy places the organism in Eukaryota, Fungi, Ascomycota, Sordariomycetes, Hypocreales, Clavicipitaceae. Bases 1 to 1089 code for a protein of 362 amino acids. Gene Ontology annotation, cellular component: Golgi membrane. The record is from RefSeq and is a predicted model, not a curated record. Gene Ontology annotation, biological process: protein N-linked glycosylation. Gene Ontology annotation, molecular function: glycosyltransferase activity.